Artibeus jamaicensis (Jamaican fruit-eating bat) is the source of this 3892-nucleotide messenger RNA. RefSeq names its product BMP2 inducible kinase (gene BMP2K). The transcript has 16 exons. The record is from RefSeq and is a predicted model, not a curated record. Lineage: Eukaryota; Metazoa; Chordata; Mammalia; Chiroptera; Phyllostomidae. Gene Ontology annotation, molecular function: ATP binding; protein kinase activity. Gene Ontology annotation, biological process: protein phosphorylation. The coding region runs from base 491 to 3892 and encodes 1133 amino acids.
CACGAGUGGCGGGCGGCGUGGGUCUAGCUCCGGCGGCGCCGCGGGCUGCGGUCCAGACCGUGCGGGUCCUGGGAAGCCCAGCCCACUCUCCGCAGGGGUCGUCCGCUCCGCCCUCUUCCCCAUUCUGCUCCCUCCUCCCGGGCUCUGCUCCCAUUGCUCAGAGAGGCGGGGGCGCCCGGGGCACUGGGGAAGGCUUUGGCGUGGCUCCCGCGCUCGGGUCCGCCCCCUAACGCCCCGCCCGAUCCCCGCCCUCCCCACUGCCCUCUGCGGGAGCCAGGCAGCUGCAGGGGAACCUCGGAGCGGGUGGCGGGGCCGGGGCAGUGAGCUUUGGGAGCGCGGAAUGUGAGGCUCGGCGGCCCUAAGCACUCACUGACGCUGGAACGGCGAGGGGCGGCGACCCCUUUCGGGUGACUGGCCGUUCUGGGUUGUGGACUCGCCCUCUCCCGCGCCCUUGUACACGCCCCGCGCCCUCGGGCGCGCCGGCGGGACCAUGAAGAAGUUCUCUCGAAUGCCCAAGACGGAGGGCGGCGGAGGAGGAGUGGCGGGCAGCGGAGCCGUCGGGGUCGGGGCCGGCUCUGGCUCUGGGAGCUCGUCUGUAGGGGUCCGGGUGUUCGCGGUCGGCCGCUACCAGGUCACCCUGGAGGAGUCGCUGGCUGAAGGUGGAUUUUCCACAGUUUUCCUGGUGCGGACUCAUGGUGGAUCCCGCCAUGCAUUGAAGCGAAUGUAUGUCAAUAACUUGCCAGACCUCAGCAUUUGUAAAAGAGAAAUUAAAAUUAUGAAAGAGCUAUCUGGACACAAAAAUAUUGUGGGCUAUCUGGACUGUGCUGUUAAUUCAAUUAGUGAUAAUGUAUGGGAAGUGCUUAUCCUAAUGGAAUAUUGUCGAGCUGGGCAAGUAGUGAAUCAGAUGAAUAAGAAGCUGCAGACAGGUUUUACGGAACCGGAAGUGUUACAGAUAUUCUGCGAUACCUGUGAAGCUGUUGCAAGGUUACAUCAGUGUCAGACUCCAAUAAUUCAUCGGGACCUGAAGGUGGAAAAUAUUUUGUUGAAUGAUGGUGGAAACUACGUACUUUGUGAUUUUGGCAGUGCCACUAACAAAUUUCUUAAUCCUCAAAAAGAUGGAGUUAAUGUGGUAGAAGAAGAAAUUAAAAAGUAUACAACUUUGUCAUACAGAGCCCCUGAAAUGAUCAACCUUUAUGGAGGGAAACCCAUCACCACCAAGGCUGAUAUCUGGGCACUGGGAUGUUUACUGUAUAAACUUUGUUUCUUCAUGCUUCCCUUUGGUGAGAGUCAGGUUGCUAUCUGUGAUGGCAGCUUCACCAUCCCAGACAAUUCUCGUUACUCCCAUAGCAUACACUGCUUAAUAAGGUUCAUGCUCGAACCAGAUCCAGACCGCAGACCUGAUAUUUUUCAAGUGUCCUAUUUCGCAUUUAAAUUUGCCAAAAAGGAUUGUCCAGUCUCCAAUAUCAAUAAUUCUUCUAUUCCUUCAACUCUUCCUGAACCCAUGACUGCUAGUGAAGCAGCUUCUAGGAGAAGCCAAAUAAAAGCCAGAAUAACAGAUACCAUUGGACCAACAGAAACCUCCAUUGCACCAAGACAAAGACCAAAGGCCAACUCGACUGCUGCCACUCCCAGUGUGCUGACCAUUCAGAGUUCAGCAACCCCUGUUAAAGUCCCUGUACCUGGUGAAUUCGGUAACCACAGGUCAAAAGGAGCACUGAGACCUGGAAGCGGCCCUGAGAUUUUGCUGGGUCAGGGACCCCCUCAGCAGCCUCCGCAGCAACACAGAGUACUUCAGCAACUGCAACAAGGAGAUUGGAGAUUGCAGCAACUGCAUUUACAGCACCGUCAUCCUCACCAGCAGCAGCAGCAGCAGCAGCAGGAUGCUUAUAUGCAGCAGUAUCAACAUGCAAUGCAGCAGCAACAGAUGCUUCAACAACAGUUUUUAAUGCACUCGGUGUAUCAGCCACAGCCUUCCGUACCACAGUAUCCUGCAGUGAUGCAGCAAUAUCAGCAGGCUUUCUUACAGCAGCAAAUGCUAGCUCAACAUCAGCAGCAAACUCAGCAACAGGCAUCACCUGAGUAUCUUACCUCCCCUCAAGAGUUUGCACCAGCCUUAGUUUCCUAUCCUUCACCACUUUCAGCUCAAGUUGGAACCAUAUUGGACUCCUCUUCUAGUGCCAACAGGUCAGUUGCUGAUAAAGAGGCAGUUGCAAAUAUUACAAAUCAGAAGAACAUCAGUAACCCACCUGAUAUGUCAGGGUGGAAUCCUUUUGGAGAGGAUAAUUUCUCUAAGUUAACAGAAGAAGAACUGUUGGACAGAGAAUUUGACCUUCUAAGAUCAAACAGGCUCAAGGAGAAAGCAUCCUCAGAUAAGAAUGUAGACCCACUUUCUGCUCCACAUAACCAUCCUCCAGAAGAUCCUUUUGGUUCUGUUCCUUUCAUUUCUCACCCAGGUUCUCCUGAAAAGAAAAUUGAACUUUCAUCCAUGAAUGAAAAAAAUAGCUCUACAAACCCUAUCAAGAAUAGAAAGACAAGUCCAGUAUCUAAAGACCACCGGGCUGGAAAGAAAAACUCAGAGAAUUCAUCACUACAGGGUCAAGUGCAGAAGGAAAAUGAUGAAUCUGAAAGUGAUUUUGAAUCAGAUCCCCCUUCUCCUAAGAGCAGUGAAGAGGAAGAGCAAGAGGAUGAAGAAAUUCUUCAGGGAGAACAGGGAGAUUUCAAUGAUGAUGAUACUGAACCAGAAAAUCUGGGUCAUAGGCCCCUCCUCAUGGACUCUGAAGAUGAAGAAGAGGAGGAGAAACAUAGCUCUGACUCUGAGUACGAACAGGCCAAAACCAAGUACAGUGACAGGAGCCCCGCCUACAGAGCCAAAUCUGGCAGUGGGCCAAUCCAAGAUCCUAAUGUAACGCCCACCAGCCCAGCCCAGUUACCCUGUGAUGCUGCAGUGCAGACCCCCAAAGACGAGUUUGACGUGUUUGGCGCAGUCCCCUUCUUUGCCGUGCAUGCUCAACAGCCCCAACAAAGAGAAAAUGAGAAGAACCUCUCUCAACAGACCUUUUUCCCUAGUGUGGGACUAGAGCAAGAAGAAUUUGAUGUAUUCACAAAGGCACCCUUUAGCAAAAAGGUGAACAUACAAGACGGUCGUGCAGUGGGGCCUGAAAUGCAGACUCUCCCAGGUUGUCCCAAAAGUACAGAUAUAUUUGGCUCCACUCCAUUUCAGCCCUUUCCCACAUCCACAAGUAAAAGUGACAUCCACGAGGACCUUUUUGGGCUUGUGCCCUUUGAGGAAAUAACUGGGAGUCAGCAGCAAAAAGUCAAACAGCGUAGCUUGCAGAAACUGUCUUCACGCCAAAGGCGCACCAAACAGGAUUUGUCCAAAACUAAUGGGAAGCGGCACCACGGCACGCCGACCAGCACAAAGAAGCCCACGAAGCCCACCUACCGCACUCCAGAGAGGGCCCGCAGGCACAAAAAGGUGGGCCGCCGAGACUCUCAAAGCAGCAAUGAAUUUUUAACCAUCUCAGACUCCAAGGAGAACAUCAGCGUUACGCUGACUGAUGGGAAAGACAGAGGCAAUGUCCUGGCUCCCGAGGAGAGUCUGUUGGACCCCUUUGGGGCCAAGCCCUUCCAUCCCCCAGACCUGCAGUGGCACCCUCCGCAUCAGGGCCUCAGUGACCUCCGUGCAGACCAUAAUCCCGUGCUGCCCGGGCGGCAAAGACCCAGUUCGCUGCAUGGGUCAUUCCAUAGUGCAGAUGCAUUGAAAAUGGAUGAUUUUGGUGCCGUCCCCUUUACGGAACUUGUGGUGCGAAGCAUUACUUCUCCUCAGUCCCAACAGGCCCAGUCAGUCGAAUUAGACCCAUUUGGUGCUGCUCCAUUUCCUUCCAAACAGUAG